This is a messenger RNA of Setaria italica (foxtail millet), 1506 nucleotides long. Its product is annotated as UDP-glycosyltransferase 92A1. The transcript has a single exon. Gene Ontology annotation, molecular function: UDP-glycosyltransferase activity. Bases 1 to 1506 code for a protein of 501 amino acids. The record is from RefSeq and is a predicted model, not a curated record. NCBI's taxonomy places the organism in Eukaryota, Viridiplantae, Streptophyta, Magnoliopsida, Poales, Poaceae.
AUGGGUCACGAGCAAGAGCGCGGCGGCCGCGGCGCCGGCCACCUCCUCCUCUUCCCGUUCCUGGCGCAAGGCCACCUCAUCCCGUUCCUCAACCUGGCCAAGCGCCUCGAGAGCCUCGGGCAGCGUGGCGGCAGCGGCCAGCGCCGUCUCGAGGUCACAAUCGUCAGCACGCCCCGCAACGUGGCCAACCUCCAGCGUGCGGUACCGGCCGGAUCGUCCAUCGGCUUCGCCGAGCUGCCGUUCUCGCCGUCGGACCAUGGCCUUCCUGCCGACGCCGAGAGCGCCGACGCCGUCCCACUGCGUGCCUUCCCCGCCUUCUACUGCGCCACGGAGCUGCUCCGGCCGUCGUUCGAGGAGCUCGUGGCGGAGGUCGCGGGGAGACAAGGGCGCGAGAACGUGUGCGUCCUCGCGGACAUCUUCCUGGGCUGGACGGCCGAGAGCGCCCGCGCGCUUGGCGUCCGGCACCGCGUGUUCCUCACCUCCGGCGCCUACGCCUCCGCCGUCACCUUCUCCAUCUGGCUCCGCCCGCCGACGUUCCCGCGCCCCGUCGGCCCCAGCGACGAGCAGGCGCUGCACGACUUCCCCGACGUGCGCGUCCGGUACACGGAGUUCCUGAACGUGAUCGUCACGGAGGACCACGCGACGAACCCCAUGUUGGCGUACCUGUGCCGGAUGAUCAGCCUCCACUUCCGCCACUCGGGCGGUCUCGUCAUCAACACCUCGGAAGAGAUCGAGCCGAAAGGUCUCCACCUCAUCCGGAAGCUCUCCGGGCUGCCGACGUUCGCCGUCGGUCCCCUCAUCGGCGGCCGAACACGAGCACCUUCGGAUGACGCACGGGACGAAGACGCCCGCAUCAUCAAGUUCCUGGACUCCAAGCCGCCGGCGUCCGUGCUGUACGUGUCGUUCGGGUCGCAGAACACGAUCCCGGCGUCGCAGAUGAUGGAGCUGGCGCGGGGGCUGGAGGCCAGCGGGCGGCCGUUCAUCUGGGCGGUGCGGCCGCCGGCGGAGUUCGACGGGGCGGAGGCGUUCCGCGCUGAGUGGCUCCCCGAUGGGUUCGAGGACCGCGCCGCGGCGGCGGGGCGGGGCGUGGUGGUGCGGCGGUGGGCGCCGCAGGUGGCGAUCCUGGCGCACGCGUCGACGGGCGCGUUCCUGAGCCACUGCGGGUGGAACUCGGUGCUGGAGAGCCUGUGGCACGGCGUGCCGGUGGUGGGGUGGCCGCUCAUCGCCGACCAGGUGUUCGACGCCCGCUUGCUGGAGGAGCUCGGCGUCGGCGUCGAGGUGGCGUCCGGGAGGGUGUUCGGCGGGCUGGGCAAGGGGUGGGAGCACGUGAGGGACGUCGUGGAGGCGGUGCUCGGGGACGGCGAGAAGGCCAGGGACAUGCGGCGGAAGGCCGCGGAGCUCAAGCAGUUGGCGCGCGCGGCGGUAGGUGUCGGCGGAGCGGACGACGAGGUGAAGGGCUCGUCCGUGCUCGCCAUGGAGCGCCUCCUCGAUAGCGCCUUCGGUUGA